Beta vulgaris subsp. vulgaris (sugar beet) is the source of this 3106-nucleotide messenger RNA. RefSeq names its product pentatricopeptide repeat-containing protein At5g40410, mitochondrial. Gene Ontology annotation, biological process: RNA modification. Gene Ontology annotation, molecular function: protein binding; RNA binding; zinc ion binding. The transcript has a single exon. Lineage: Eukaryota; Viridiplantae; Streptophyta; Magnoliopsida; Caryophyllales; Amaranthaceae. The record is from RefSeq and is a predicted model, not a curated record. The coding region runs from base 124 to 2271 and encodes 715 amino acids.
AUAACUAUUAUAGUAAUCACUCUAAAUCUUCAAUUUUGAAUCAUGAAGGUAUGGAUUAUGAAACCACAACAUACUUCAUAAAUUAGCAUUGUACUAUAUAGCUACAUUUUAUUAUUAUGAGUUAUGACAUCUUGCUUUAUGCUUAAACAUAAUUAUUUCAAAAUUCUUUCUCUUCCAAUAUUCAACACUUUGCAACCCAAAUCAUAUCAUCAAAUUCCAUGGCAUAUAACUCCUACCCAACUCAAUUCUCUCCUCAAUGCAGCAACCCAGAACAAGAACUUCAAACAAGCCACUCAAAUUCAUACCCAAAUCAUCAUGAAUUGUUAUACUUCUUUCCCUUUCCUCCUUAAUAACCUCCUAAACUUAUAUGCUAAAUGUGGGCAUAUUAAUCAAAGUGUAAUUUUUUUUGCAAAUAUAGAAGAUUGUUAUAAAAAUGUUAUUACUUGGACUUCCCUUAUUAAUCAGCUAUCUCAUCAUAACAUGCCCAUUAAAGCUUUAACUUCAUUUAAUCAAAUGAGGGAUUUUGGUGUUUACCCUAAUCAGUUUACUUUUUCUUCUAUUUUAUCUGUUUGUGUUAUUACAUGUAAUUUAAUUCAUGGGAUUCAAAUGCAUAGUUUGAUAUGUAAACAUGGGUUUGAUACUGAUGUUUAUGUUGGGAGUGCAUUGGUGGAUAUGUAUGCAAAAUGUAGUGAUAUGUGGUCUGCGGAGAAGGUGUUUGAUGAAAUGCCUGAGAGAAAUCUUGUUUCUUGGAAUUCUAUGAUUGUUGGGUCUUUGGAAAAUGAGCUCUAUGAUGUAGCACUUUUUAGUUUUAAGGGGGUUCUUAGGGAGUCAUCAAUAAAUCCUAAUGAAGUUAGUGCUUCGAGUGCCUUAACGGCUUGUGCUAACAUGGGUGAUGGGUUGGACAUUGGAAAGCAAAUUCACGGCUUCGUGGUUAAACAUGGUUUAAUGACGUCCACAUAUGUGAAGAAUUCACUUAUGGAUAUGUAUUGCAAGUGUGGAUCAUUUGAAGAAGCUACUACAUUGUUUGGGAGCAAUCAUGAAAAGGAUGUGGUUACAUGGAAUGUGAUGAUGAUGGUGUUUCUCCAAAGUAACAAUUUUGAAGAAGCUUUAAAAUAUUUUGUGCUCAUGAGGAGCCAAGCCGUAUUGCCUGAUGAGGCGUCGUUCUCUACUGCUCUCAAUGCUUCUGCUGGUCUUGCAGCCUUGUAUCAGGGGAUGCCGAUACACAAUUUGAUUGUAAAAAGUGGAUUUGAGACAAACAUGCGUGUAGCUUGCUCAUUGAUCCCUAUGUAUGCCAAAUGUGGGAGCUUGAUGGAUGCUUACAGAGUGUUCCAAUCAAUAAAUCAUCCAAAUCUUGUAUGCUUUACAUCUAUGAUUUCAGCUUUCCAGCAGCAUGGAUGCUCAGACCAAGUAAUCAAAUUAUAUGAAAAUAUGUUACAUCAGGGAAUACGGCCUGAUUAUAGUACUUUUGUAUGUGUUCUUUCAGCAUGUGCUCAUACAGGUAAAGUGGAGGAGGGAUUUGCUUACUUCAAUUCUGUGGAAGCUGUCCACAAGGUGAACCUUGGUCAUGAACACUACGCUUGCAUGGUUGAUUUGCUUGGGCGUGCAGGUCGUUUGGAAGAAGCUAAGAGGUUCAUAGAAUCAAUGCCUAUGGAACCCGGUCCAUCUGUCUGGGGAGCAUUGCUUGGGGCCUGCAGGACUCACGGGAAUCUUGAAUUAGGCAGGGAAACAGCUGAGAGGCUUUUUCAGAUUGAACCUAGUAAUCCAGGAAAUUAUAUGAUCCUUGCUAACAUUUACGCACGUAAAGGAAAAUCUGAGGAAGCGAAUGAAAUUAGGAGACUUAUGGGAGUGAAAGGGUUGAGAAAAGAGCAUGGAUGCAGCUGGAUUGAUGUUAAGAACACCACCUUUGUAUUCACAGCAAAUGAUAGGUCACACUCAAGAACACAAGAAAUCUACGCCCUCCUAAGAAAUUUAAAGAACUUAGUGAAGAAAAAGGGCUACAUGUCUAAGACUCAGUUUGCUACAAAUGACAUGGAGCAAAACAAGGAGCAAAGCUUGUGGCAUCACAGUGAGAAACUAGCACUUGCAUUUGGACUACUGGCCCUCCCUGCUGGAGCACCUAUUAGGAUAAAAAAGAAUCUGAGGACGUGUGAAGAUUGUCAUGCUGUUAUAAAGUUUGCUUCUGAAAUCUAUAACAGAGAGAUCAUUGUCAGAGAUACUAAUAGGUUUCACCAUUUUUCUGGUGGCUUUUGUUCGUGUAGAGAUUAUUGGUAAAUUAGGCAUGUCAAAAUCAGAUUCAAGCAGAACAUCAUUAAGGAGGUUGUUUCUACCCCCCUCAACUCUUUUUUCUGUGCUUUUUUUUUGCUUGUGUAUGUGUAUCAGUGUAUCCUGUAGUUGCAUGGUUUGUAUAGAGUGAAAGUUAUACUGGCAAUUGAGCUUGAGCUUAAGCUCCUUGAUUAAGAAUCACAAAUCUGCUGCAAUCAAACCUCUGUCCUCCUUGUGAACCCAUUGUAUGCUUAACUUGGUUAUUAUUUGAGUUUGCACAUUGCACCUAAAGAUGGCACUGGGCCGUGCUCGUGCUGAUAAGACACCAAAUCAAGCCCCAGGCAGGGCAUGACCUAUUGGCCUACUGUUCCUAGGCUUGAAAAGUUGUUACGUGUGUGGAAGUUUGUGAAUGGCGCCAUGCUAUGAUUUCUUGGUGAAACAUGUGGUCCAAGCCCGGCCAAUGGCCAGGCAGCCAGCACGCAGUCACGCUCAAUAUUGUACCAUGUCGUGCAUGCCUCGUGACACUGCUGUACCUUCUCCAUAUUGGGGUGCCAUGCUUUGGGCCGACUCAGCCCAGUGCCAUCUUUAAUCGUAUCCAGAGGCCAGAGAGACGUUUCAUGUUCCGGAUAAUUGACAAUUGAGAUAAAGAAUAAGCUGUCAGCACUGCAGUCCAUUUCUGAAUAUCAAGGCUAAACUAAUAGUAGUAUCCUAAUCGACCCAGUUACUUGCCGUGUAUGGUAACCAUUUGCCACUCUGUGUUUGUCAUAUUAGGCUUAUGGCUUUAAUAACUUGAAGACAUUUUAGGUGAAGUAUGAAAGAAAUCAUCUUAUUGAUUUAAUAUUAA